CACGGGAGAGACCACCCAGGAACAGCCCCCAGCCAGACUGAGGCAAGCAGCUGCCCUUUCCCCUUAGUCCAGGGCCGAGACAGCAUCUCGUGUAGUCCAGGAGACAGGAGGAGUGAUGGUACACCCCAACCAGGAGCCAGCAGUGAUUGCAGGGCAAGGCACAAUCGCCCUGGAGGUGCUGGAACAGGUGCCCAAGGUAAAUGCAGUGGUGGUUCCUGUUGGAGGUGGAGGAAUGAUUGCAGGAAUAGCAAUUGCCAUCAAGGCUCUGAGACCAGAUGUGAAAGUGUUUGCUGCUGAGCCAUGCAACGCAGAUGACUGUUACCAGUCCAAAUUAAGAGGGGAACUGACCCCCAACCUUCACCCACCAGAGACCAUUGCAGAUGCAGUCAAAACCAGCAUUGGACCAAACACAUGGCCCAUCAUCAGGGAUUUGGUUGAUGAUGUCCUGACAGUCUCAGAAGAAGAAAUCAAGCAAGCCACACGGCUGGUGUGGGAAAGGAUGAAGCUGCUGAUUGAGCCAACAGCAGGCGUGGGAGUGGCGGCUGUGCUCUCUGAGCAGUUCCAAGCAGUCCCCCAGGACGUGGAGAACGUUUGCAUUGUGCUGUGUGGAGGAAAUGUGGACCUGAGCUCCCUGACCUGGCUCACAGAGCUCCCUGGGAAAGCAGAAUGAGAAUGGAGCUGUCUCUCAAGCAACAGAAACCUCAGUUUGUACCAUCUGGUUUGUGCACUACUAAAAACAAAUGAACAGUCCUAAACAAUUGCAAGUUUUCACAGAGGGAGAAGGGAAGCUGGUGCUCUACAGCACAGAGGUGCUUGGUUCCACAGGAAAAGUUAGCUACUGGGGGGCC
Messenger RNA from Dryobates pubescens (Downy woodpecker), 848 nucleotides. Its product is annotated as serine racemase. Bases 116 to 670 code for a protein of 184 amino acids. The transcript is spliced from 4 exons. Lineage: Eukaryota; Metazoa; Chordata; Aves; Piciformes; Picidae. Gene Ontology annotation, biological process: pyruvate biosynthetic process; D-serine biosynthetic process; L-serine metabolic process. The record is from RefSeq and is a predicted model, not a curated record. Gene Ontology annotation, molecular function: serine racemase activity; ATP binding; L-serine ammonia-lyase activity.